GCCUUGUAUUACUACCUCUAGGCUAUGGCUAGAGUCCAAAUCCAGUUUCUUGAGUCAAGUGGUCUUAUUAUUAGCUGCUUUUGUAGUAGAUUCCCAUUUUUCAUUAUAUUUAUUCAUUUUUAUGCUCCCUUUUUUAUUUUAAUUUACUACUGAAGAAAGAAUUUUUCUUGCUUUCUUUUUUAAGAGUCGCAUUUUUCUAUGCUGUGUUUUGGAUCUAGUAAGUAAUAAAUAAUUCUUUGUUGGGGUAACAGUAGACGUGUAAGAUGGAAUGAGGACAAUCUGGUGGAAAUCGAAGCAAAUAAACCUGUUAAGGCAGAAAAUAACAGAACCCGAGACGCCGUACCACCCCAUGAUUGAUGAUGAUGAUGGUAUGCUAGGGUCUUUGUCUCCCGUAGGGCAUGGUUUCAAUGAUUGUAUCGGUCAUACUAUGGAUGCUGAGGAAUUACGCUCUGUUUUGAAGGAUGUAGCUUCCUCGAGUAGAAAAACAACUGGGCAAUCUAGUGGCUGGACAUCUUCUGAGGAUGAGGCUGACGAAGAAGAUCGGAGUGGUAUGAGUUUUCAGGAACUUAGAAAAGCCCACUAUGAUGAGUUUUUGAAGAUAAAGGAAUUGCGAAGCAAAGGUUCUUUCCUUGAGGACGAAGAUGAUGAUGCGGAAGGUGAUCCAUCGUAUUCAUUAAGCUCUAGUGUCAAAGACAUGGAAAUGGAAGUAAGCACUGCAACUGUGCCUCAAAAAUCUUCUGCAGGUCCAACUAAUGGAUUGUGAAGUCAUCCGAUCAUU
This is a messenger RNA of Hibiscus syriacus, 778 nucleotides long. Its product is annotated as protein phosphatase inhibitor 2-like. The record is from RefSeq and is a predicted model, not a curated record. The transcript has 3 exons. NCBI's taxonomy places the organism in Eukaryota, Viridiplantae, Streptophyta, Magnoliopsida, Malvales, Malvaceae. Gene Ontology annotation, molecular function: protein phosphatase inhibitor activity. Gene Ontology annotation, biological process: regulation of signal transduction. Bases 269 to 763 code for a protein of 164 amino acids.